Messenger RNA from Tauraco erythrolophus (red-crested turaco), 363 nucleotides. RefSeq names its product feather beta keratin. Gene Ontology annotation, molecular function: structural constituent of cytoskeleton. Lineage: Eukaryota; Metazoa; Chordata; Aves; Musophagiformes; Musophagidae. The record is from RefSeq and is a predicted model, not a curated record. Gene Ontology annotation, cellular component: intermediate filament.
AUGUCCUGCUAUGACCUGUGUCCUCCCACCACCUGCGGCCCAACCCCACUGGCCAACAGCUGCAACGAGCCCUGUGUCAGGCAGUGCCAGGACUCGACAGUGGUGAUCCAGCCCUCUCCCGUGGUGGUGACCCUGCCCGGACCCAUCCUCAGCUCCUUCCCACAGAACACCGCUGUGGGAUCCUCAGCAUCUGCAGCUGUCGGGAGCGUUCUCAGUGCUGGAGGGGUCCCCAUCUCCUCUGGCAGCUCCUUGGGAUUUGGGAGCUUUGGCUAUCCAGGCCUGGCCAGUGGGUACAGCCGGGCCCCCCCGCCGCCCUACCGUCGCUACAACCCCUACCGCAGUGGCUUCUAUGGGCCGUGCUAA